Mercenaria mercenaria is the source of this 7002-nucleotide messenger RNA. RefSeq lists its product as uncharacterized. The transcript is spliced from 32 exons. The record is from RefSeq and is a predicted model, not a curated record. Gene Ontology annotation, molecular function: chitin synthase activity; protein binding. Gene Ontology annotation, cellular component: cell periphery; cell septum. NCBI's taxonomy places the organism in Eukaryota, Metazoa, Mollusca, Bivalvia, Venerida, Veneridae. Bases 296 to 4708 code for a protein of 1470 amino acids.
UUACACAAAGAAAUCGAAAAUAGAAGUACCCGUACCUGCAUUAUGUAAAUAAAUAUUAAUAUACCUAAGUAAAUUUAUAUAUAAUAGUUGAAUCUGUUGUAUCUUAAACUCGAAUAUUUCAAUGGAUUAACAAGGAUACAUUAAUACAAGAACAGCUCGUUUUUUUAUACCACAAAAUCCAGGUCCAGAUUCAGAGAUCUCGUAAGGUAGGAAAGACAUGCGGAAGUUGGAAAAAUCCUGACCAAUAAAUCUUCAGAUACAACAAAUACAAACAGACAAUUCAUAUAUUUAAAACAUGGAUACAGAAUCUCUGCUUAACACAACUUCUACAGUUGCCUCAGGAUAUUCAAGUAUGCCUGUGGGAGGAAAUAAACCGAAAAAGAAAUUGGCAAUCCAAAACCAAUCAAAGAUUGACAGAGAAUUCAGCAAGAAGAUUUCAUAUCGGCAUCGACCUUCAGUUAAAGUUAUAGUAACAAAAUGGAUCUCAACGGUCAUCCUUGGCGCACUCCUUCUCGCGUGUGUAACUGACAGUAAAAUAUCUAUCAUAGCUUUAUCAAACAAGAUGAAUCGAGACGAAGAAGAGGUAAAAGAAGGAGUAGUGGAAAAACAGUUCGUGAUGCUCCAGCUUCUAGCAGUCAUUCCAAAUGUGAUUAAUUUUAUUCGAGGUAUUUGGGCUGGGGCAUUUCGACAAGAUUUGCCAUGGCCAAGAAAGAAAGCGCUUAUCGUGGGAUUCUUCAUCAGUUUAAUGGAAUCAUUCGGAAUCUGCAUGUUUGUUUUCAACAUUCCUGGAAUAACAAGCGCCCACAACGUCAUUCUUCUCAUGAAUUGUGUCUUCAUUGUUCCUUUAUGCUCCAUCAUUUUCACUAGUUUUAGGAAUAACAGUGAAAGCAAAUGGAAGUGCCUUUUUAGUUUGGCUUUAGUAUUCGAAUUAAUAGGCAUUGGUCUGACUGGUUACCUUAUGAAAGGUAUUGAUCCUGACAAAAUAUGGAUGGUUCCAGUCGCAAUACUAUUUCUGUCAAUAUCUUGGACACCAGGCCUUUUGAAUUUUCUAUUACAAACUGAUAUAAGAAGUGAAUACGAAGAGAUUGUAGAGGAAAAUGGGGAAGAAUCGUACGUUAUUGAUACUAUGGGAACAGGUUCAAGUACUCCUAGCGCAAGUACCAGUACCGGGUACCAGACAGUCAGUCAGAAUGGACGUUCAUCUAUGCAUGAAAGUUUUAGACUGAUACCAAGACCACCACCAAAUGCAGAUGAAAGAACUUCGGAAUCAGAACAUGAAAGAGCAACAUGGAAGCUCACAAUUUACAUGUCCUUCCUAAAAAUAUUGUUUACAUUUGGAAUUUCCAUGAUGAUAUUCUAUGUAAAACCUAUGUCAAAAGUUGAUAUGUCCAAGCUGAACUAUAAAAGUGGCUGGAAUUGGUCUGGUACAAGCUCAAAGGAAGUAUACUAUUUUGUGGCAAACAUAGCAACAAGCGUAUUAGGCUACAUGUUUGGAUAUAUCGCAUGUACGACGUGUAUGCAGCGAUGGGCGUUUUCAGUACCUUUGGUUUUGGCCACGCCCCUUUCUAUGGUUCUUCUCGUUGUUAACAAAAGCUGUGAGGGUGUUUUAAUCAGGAGAGAAAAUGGUGGCAUAUCGGAUGCUUGUCCCAAGUUAGAGUCAUCGGAUAUGACCCUUCUGCUUGUAGCCGCCGGCUGUCUGGUGCUGGCACAGGCUUUAUCUACAGGAUGGUUGAUUUUCAGAAGUCAAUCUAUUGUGAUGCUAAAGGAAGAUCAGUUAUUCUGGGUACCAAUGUACAACUCUGCGCUGCUAGAACAAUGGUUUAUGUUAAUGAGAAGGAACGAACACAAUGACGAAUGUCACGAAGAUCCUGUGAAAAAAGCGAAACGAUCUAAAAUUAUCAUCUGUACAACUAUGUAUAGAGAGGCUGACUAUGAAAUGCGGCAGCUUCUAGAGUCUAUACAAGGUAUAAACCUUGCCCAAGGUGACGGUGGAAGACAUUUUGAAUCUCAUGUGUUCUUUGAUGGGGCGGUAAAGGAUAAGAAUCCAACAGAUUUUGUUCUGCAACUAGUAUCCUUGGUAGAAUCAACUUUAGGUGUGAAAGCAGAAACAUGCAGUAAGACGAUGACACCAUACGGUAUGACCUUGACCUGGAGACUGAAUGCAGAUCCAGGUCAAACUGGAAUGAUUUUCAAGAUCCAUUUGAAAGAUAACUUCAAAGUGAAGAACAAGAAGAGGUGGAGUCAGGUUAUGUACAUGUCCUAUGUAUUGGAUUUUCUCAUGGGUCAAAUGGACGAUGCUACCGACGACGAAUCGUAUAUUUUGACAACCGAUGCUGACGUUAGAUUCACACCUGAUUCAGUUGAGGCGUUACUCGAUCUUAUGACACGUGACCAUAGUGUGGGCGCGGUUUGUGCUAGGACACACCCAUUGGGUAGUGGUCCACUUCUCUGGUACCAGGUUUUUGAGUACGCCAUUGGUCAUUGGUUUCAAAAGGCUGCUGAACAUGUCCUUGGAUCAGUGUUGUGUUCUCCAGGAUGUUUCAGCGUUUACAGAUGUAAAGCUAUAAGAGACAUUCUACCACAGUAUGCUUCCAAUGUAGAACAUGCCUUCGAUUUCCUUACAAAGGACAUGGGAGAAGACAGAUGGUUCUGUACCCUUAUGGUACAGAGCGGUUGGCGUAUAGAAUAUUGUGCCGCGUCAGAAAAUAGUACUCAUUGUCCCGAAGACUUUGAUGAAUUCUUUAAGCAACGUAGACGAUGGGUGGCAUCAACCAUAGCAAAUCUCAUGCUUCUGGUCAAAGAAUGGCACAUUAUUGCGAAAUUAAAUCACCGUGUAUCGUUUGUUUUUCUGAUUUAUCAAGCGAUUCUGCUAUUUGCAACCUUGAUAGGGCCAAGUUCCGUAAUACUUGUUGUGUCAGGUGGCCUGAAGUACGGCUGGAACUGGGGUGCAAAUUCAUCACUUGUGAUCCAAUUAAUUAUAUGUGUUGGAUUUACUAUGACAUGUCUUAUGACGUCAUCAAAAACGCAGCUGAAUGUGGCAAAGCUCCUAACAUUUUUGUACGCUGUGAUAAUGACGGCUGUGGUAGUUGGCACCGCAGUUCAGAUAGCUUCAGAUUUCAAUGGGGAUCCGUCAGCAAAAGGGAACAUAAUCAGUGAUAAGAUAAAAUUUUCAACAACAACCCUGUAUAUUGGAGUUAUGGCGGCGAUAUUUCUUCUUGCUGGCAUGCUUCAUCUCAGCGAGUUCGUGUACUUACUUCAUGGUGUAUGGUAUUUACUGUGCCUUCCAGCCGGCUAUCUGAUCCUGAUGAUUUAUAGCAUUUGUAACAUCACUGAUAGGUCAUGGGGUACCAGGGAAGUGAAGACACAUUCUGUAUUGUCUCAGCAACGAAGCUGGCAAGACACGUUAAAAAGCUCCUUCAAGUCAUUUUUCUUCUGCUGUUUUACCAAACCAGCAGAAACAAAAACAAUUGCCAUCCAGACGGAGACAGUACAUAAAACAAGAGGGUCCAGGACGACCUCUAUGUCAGAAGGCACAGACGCCGGUAUUCACGAUGGGAAUGUCAACCUAGGGGAAGACAUUAACAAGUCUGUGAACGGAGAAAUGUAUCUUAGCAUGAUACCUGAGGAGAAACUUGGAGAAAGAUCAUUUAGAACAUCUAUCUAUGCAAAAGAGGAUUAUGACGAUGAGGACACCGAUUUGGAUAAUGAUACAAUAUCUGAUGUGAAGGACUGGCUGCCGUCAGAUAUGAAAAACCUAGCGCGUAACUUCAUUGAUAACGGAUUUGAAAAUACCAUGCUAAUAUCUGGUAUGACAGAAAAGGAGUUAAAAGACAUUGGAAUCAAAAGAAAAGGAAUGAAAAAAUACCUGCUGGAAGAAAUAAAAAAGCUACCAGACUACGAAAUACAAGCUGAAGUACCGGAAAAUUUAGAGGAGUGGUUGAAAACAGUUGGUCUGGAGCAGUACAAGAACACUUUCAUAAAAGAACAAAUACGAACAUCAAAGGACAUGGAAGUUUUAAAAUCGUUUGGGCGCUCCGAGAUCGAAAAAGAGUUGAAGAUAAAGAAAACAGGACAUAUCAAAAGAUUGAUGUAUGCAAUUAGGAAACUUAGAAAUCCAACGGAGAGUGAGAUGCGUAUAAUGGAAGUGAAGAAAGCGCUGAUGGUACCAAAAGCGCAUCAACUUAAAACUUUAAAUGGAGAGGAGUAUGAAUUUUGGGAUAAUUUAAGAAAUUUGUGCCUGAUGCCGCAAUCUACGGCAUUUGGUUUGGAGGACGAUUUAAAAGCUAAACUUGGUGAUCUGAGGAAUGCAUGGUUAAUGAUAUUUGCAGUGUCAAACACGCUUUGGCUGAUACUGAUUUAUACACUGGCUGAUAAGGGACAAAUUCUCAGUGUAUUUGGGAGCAAUCCUAUAGGGCUUGUUGUCUUGGUCUUGUUUGGACUAGUGCUUAUUAUUCAAUUCUUAGCAAUGAUUGUACAUCGUGUUUCAACACUCACUCAUUUCCUAGGAAGAGCACCGUACAGGGUCGGAGAUACAUACAACACCACGUGGGCAUUUAAUGACAGGGACAUGAAAGUGUCAGAGGAUGACAUGGUUGCUAGGCGAGUAAGAGACUAUGCCACAGGAAGGGCAAUUGGUAAACUUCAGCAAAGAAGAAAGGACAGAGGUGAACGCAGACCAUUGCUUCAGACACAAGAAGAACACGUUUAAGAAGUAGCAUUAGAAGGUCAUGAAUGGGCUGUGUCUAAUGUUCCAAGUGACAUUUUCGACUGUACUACUUGCAUGUCAUAAAUAGUGUUAAAACGGUUUAUGUAACGUACCAAUACUGUUGAUAAAACAUCAUUUGCUAAAAUUGCAAGGGUGGAAAAUUGUCAAUGAAUCAGUCUCAAGCGCUAGAAUAACAAUACCUGCACAGCAUGAGCAUCUGUGCAUUUAAAAAAUAGAAAUCCUGUUGUUUGUAAUUAUACUAUCAUCAGAAUAAUGUAUUGCUAAUGGUCCAUUCUAAGAAAAUAUUUAAGGUGUUUGUUUGUUUGCAUUUGAAUCCGGAUCGUUACUCGUAACAUUUCUUGUAUAACAAACGGCUGUGACUAAAUACAGAGUUGGUGCGCCUGUGAUAUAUUACAGACUCCGGUAUAUACCGGAUUAACUAAAUUUGAACAAAAAUAUCUUAAAUGUUUAUAUUUUGUAACCAUAGUGAUUCUAACCCUAACCUUUAGUCAGUAUAUUAUGCAUAUUAUACACUAAAUGCGCGCGGACAUGCAAAAAAAUGAGUAUUUUUGCCGUGCGUUCCUUUUGAUAAUAAUUCCGCGCUUGCGCAGAACGGCUGCACCAACUCUGCAAUGAGAAACAUUAAUAACAAACAUAGCUACUCGAGACAUAAUCUGAUAUUGGGAUUGGUUCCUACGUUUAUUAUUGUAUGUUGCUCUUUAUAUGGAAAUUAUACGUCCCUAUCGGAUAGCGUAGUUUUUAUUUAAUUCAAACAUCAAAUAUGCGAGGUUGAAUGUGCAAUGAAUAUAACAAAUGGUGUAACGCGAGUGUACUGUUCAGAAAAACAGAAAUGUGCAAUCAUACAUUGCAGUACAAAUUAAUAUGUUAUAUUACAUCGGGUUGUCAAUUGAAAUCUAGCUGUGUUACCUAGCAUUCAAUCAUUUGUAAUAUAUAUGUGUAACACUAAUGGACUGAUUAAGUUAAUUUUAAAAACAAAGCAGCGGAUUGUGAAAUCUAGCUGCACACUGUGUGUUAAAUUCAAACCUGUUUUAAGGAGCAAGUAAAGGGAAUGACGAAAAAUGAAAUUUUUGUUGUUUAAUACUUGUUGAUUUGCUCUGAAAUAACAGAGACGGGAAAUAGCUAAUGUGGCUACUAAAGAAAAGUGAUUUAUUAAUAGUGAUGAUCGCGCUAACACAGGUUUGACUCUAGAUUAAUAACUGUUCAUACCUUUACUUCUAUGCGAUGAUAAACUUAACAAUAAACAAAUGUCUCAUAUAUCUUCUGUCUGACUAAAAUCAUAUUUUUGCGUCAAAUGUUGGAUAAGAAUGUUGAGCGGUUGUGUUGAUUUUUAUAAAAAGGUUCUAUUAAAACAGAACUUUGCCUUUUAAAGUUGUUCACUGUAUUAAUAAUUGUAUUUUCUGUAUCUAACUGAUUCUCAUUGGCAAAGUUUGUAUUUCAUUUUUAGUCACCUGUCAGUUGAUAAUGUUGUAUGUUUUGAACAUUUUUAUGUAAUAAAUCUGAGAUUUUCUCAACAGUUAAUGCUUUCAUCGGCCCUGAGUCUGUUUGGUUGAAUUCGUAAGUCCUAUAAUAACCGACUCUUAGUAGAAAUGGUAUAAAAAUCUGAGCACAGGUAUGUUUUACAUGUUAAUUUCGAACUAUUUCCUUGGUUAAUUAAAAGGAACAGAAAUGAGCCGUUUAUCAAUAUAAAGGCCAUGACAAAUAGACUAGAUUAUACCAAAUCACCAUCACCAGUUGCGUAAGAAAAUCUAUUAAGACGAUUUGCGUACUGUUUUGUUAAUGGUGUAGCUAUGUUUGUUUUAUAUCCUAGCCUGAUCUGCGUAGGUGAAGGUUUAAAAAAAUAAACAUAGCCAACUAGUAAUCUUAAAUGCAUAGUUACAACAUUAUUUUUAGUGUGUGUGUGUGUGCAUGUGCGUGUGUGUGAGCGUGUGCGUUCGUAUUGCAUAACGAACUGUAUCGAAUUGGCUUUUGAUAUAAUCCAUUAGUGUUUUUGUCUGAUAUUUGACCAGUAUCUUCCUCAGUGCUCAGUAUUUGUGGCAUUGUAAUAAUAGUUACAGGAAUAUUGUAUUGCAACUAAUCACGUUUCCAGUGCAAUUUAGUAAUUCAGUUCAUUUCUUUUUACAAAAAUAUAGCUUGUGAGUGUUUUUAUAUAUUACAUAUAUUUGUUUUAUUGAACUUGUUGUCACUGACGAUUACAUUUAUUAUUACUCUUUGACUGUUGAAUAAAUUUAUUAAAAUAAAAUGCAAUACAAUGUGUAUAAAAUAAGGAAAAACUUGUA